AUGACGACUAACUAUUUGGUGCCAAACACUAAACCGAUUAAUGGAAAUGUGUUUCAUUCAUUCGAAAAGAUAAAUGAAAUAUUCGCAAAGAAUGACGGUAGAAGAUAUUAUAGAGAACUUGAAAGUUCAUGCUAUGACUCUGAUGCUCCAUAUUUUGAUGAUAAACAAACUCAUUUAAGAAUUACAAAUCCGGCUCAUGAUGUGAACCAAUUAGGUGACACAUAUAUUAAACGCAAAGUUAAAGCAACUCUAGUUUCAAAUAAAGCUUUCACAUGUGAUGCCGCUUUUAAAUGCAUGCGUUUAUUCGUUGGUUACAAAUCAUCAAAUCAAAGCUUUAAACAAUUAGAAGUAGAAACCGAAAGAGGUGAUGCCGGUUAUCUUCAGAUGGAUUGCGCCCGUGAAUCUUUCGCAUUUGCAACAUAUAAACCAAAAUCAGAAAGGAAAGUUAAAAAGUUUGUUCAUUCGUUAUAUAAUAAUGUUCAAAAAUAUGAUAACUCAGUAUGUGGUAAAUAUAUUGACCCUUCAGAAGUUUUCAAGAAAGCAAAUGAAGAAGUUGAUGUCACUUUUGAUAUGAUUAUUCCGGUAAAUGAUUUGUUAGCAUUUCAGGCGUUCGAUGAUUAUCCUAAAUCAUUUGGUGAUAUCAUUCUUAAAUAUUAUGUUUUCAGGGAUACUUUAGUAUUUUGUCAGGUUGACCCGUUAAGAGUUGCUGAUUUACAAAAUUACGUUUAUGAAAAGAUAACUGAUGAAAAUUAUGAAAAGAUUAUGAAUCAUGUUUAUAAAUAUGAUCGCAAAUUCCAACAAAUCGGACUUCCUGCCAAAUUAAUUACAAGCUUAGCCGCUACAUCUGCUGACGCAACAGUUGAUGACGUUAUUAUUUCAUGCACAAAGAUGGAAGUUUUAGAGGAUAAAUGCAUUACACCAGGAUAC
Molecule: messenger RNA, 927 nt
Organism: Trichomonas vaginalis G3
Lineage: Eukaryota; Parabasalia; Trichomonadida; Trichomonadidae
Exons: 1
Source: RefSeq, a predicted model, not a curated record